Papaver somniferum (opium poppy) is the source of this 4542-nucleotide messenger RNA. Its product is annotated as DExH-box ATP-dependent RNA helicase DExH3-like. Gene Ontology annotation, molecular function: RNA binding; ATP binding. The transcript has 19 exons. Gene Ontology annotation, cellular component: nucleus; intracellular anatomical structure. NCBI's taxonomy places the organism in Eukaryota, Viridiplantae, Streptophyta, Magnoliopsida, Ranunculales, Papaveraceae. The record is from RefSeq and is a predicted model, not a curated record. Bases 782 to 3700 code for a protein of 972 amino acids.
CGUCAUGAAAAAUCUAACUCCGUCCUCCGGGGUUAAAUUCAUGAUGACAUCAUAAAAAAAAGCAUUUACUUAAAUAUAAAUAAUGUUUUGUUUGAGUUCUCCUCCCCAAAAUUGUUGUUCAUCUCCAUUCUGCAAGUUUAUACAUCUUCAAAACCCUAAAAAAACCUUGGUUAGAAGAAAAAUGGUAGUUGGUUAUUCAACAUCAUCAUCUGUUUAUGUACCACCACAUAAUAGAUUAAGGUCAACUAUAUUAGUUCCAUCAAAUUCAUCUGAAAGUAUUUCUUCAUCAACUAGGUCUCUUGAUUUUGAUUCCAGAGAUAAUCAAGGUUCAGUUUUAUAUGUGGCUCCUCUUAAUAAUAAUAAUAAUCAACAACAACAACUAUCUAAUGAUUUUUCAGAAGAUGAGUCUGAUUUUGAUACUGAUUAUUCUUCUUCCAAUUGUAAGGGUGCUUCCACGUUUGAUGGUAUUGAUGAGUGGAAACGGAAGUUGAACAUGCUCAUUCGCAGCAAUGAUGAACAAGAGACAGUGUCAAGAGAUAAAAAGGACAGACAUGAGUUUGAGCAACUUUCAGCACUGGCAACAAGAAUGGGUUUGUAUAGUCGUCAAUAUGCAAGAGCAGUUGUUGUUAGUAAGGUGCCGCUGCCUAACUACAGAUUCGAUCUAGAUGACAAGCGUCCACAGAGAGAGAAUUGACAGGUGGUCAUACAUUUUGGUUUGGAAAGAAGAGUGGAUGUUCUGCUCAGGGAGCACUUUUCCCGGAAGCCUUGGAAUAUUGGAAGUAUGCCAAAGGUAUCCUUCUCCAGAUCAAGCAGCUAUGGCAGUAUUGCCACUGACGACGGGCUUUUUGAGCAACAGGAGCUGCAGACAUCGACAAGUGCUGUGAUGGAGAAAAUCAUUAAACGGAGAAGCUUACAUUUGCGCAGUCAGCAACAGGCUUGGCAGGAAUCAGAAGAAGGUCAAAAAAUGCAAGCAUUUCGUAAAAGUCUCCCAGCUUACGAAGAAAGGGAUGCACUACUGACCACCAUUUCACAAAAUCAGGUUGUUGUUGUCUCAGGUGAAACUGGUUGUGGUAAGACCACGCAGAUUCCUCAGUACAUUUUAGAGUCUGAGAUAGAAUCUGGUCAUGGGGCUUUAUGUAAUGUUAUAUGUACUCAACCUAGACGAAUAUCUGCUAUGGCUGUCUCAGAAAGAGUUGCAGCAGAGAGAGGGGAGAAAAUUGGUGAAUCUGUUGGUUAUAAGGUUCGACUGGAGGGUAUCAAAAGCAGAGAUACUCGGCUUCUUUUCUGCACCACAGGCAUUUUGUUAAGAAGAUUGCUGGUCGAUAGGAAUUUGAAAGGCGUAACUCAUGUUAUCGUCGAUGAGAUUCAUGAGCGUGGGAUGAAUGAAGAUUUCCUACUUAUUGUCUUAAAAGACCUCCUUCCUCGUAGGCCAGAAUUGAGGCUAAUAUUAAUGAGUGCUACCUUGAAUGCGGAGCUUUUCUCAUCAUACUUUGGUGGUGCUCCAAUGUUACAAAUACCUGGUUUUACAUACCCAGUUCAAACUCAUUUCUUGGAGGAUGUUCUGGAUAUGACGGGUUAUAAGUUAACUCCAUAUAAUCAAGUUGAUGAUUAUGGUCAAGAUAAGACAUGGAAAACACAAAAACAAGGUGUCAGAAAGAGGAAGAGCAGAAUUGCUUUUGUUGUCGAGGAUGCACUUGAGGCUGCCAACUUUAAGGAGUAUACUCCACAGACUAGAGAUUCAUUGUCCUGCUGGAAUCCGGAUUUGAUUGGUUUUAACCUCAUAGAAAACAUCUUGUGCCACAUCUGUCAAAAGGAAAGACCUGGUGCUGUAUUGGUUUUUAUGACUGGGUGGGAUGAUAUUAAUGCUCUGAAAGAUCAGCUUCAAGCUCAUCCCCAUUUGGGUGAUCAAAGCAAAGUUUUAAUACUUACAUGUCAUGGUUCAAUGGCCAGCUCUGACCAGAGGUUGAUAUUUGAUAAGCCUGAUGGUGAGGUCCGGAAAAUAGUCCUUGCUACUAACAUGGCAGAGACUAGCAUUACCAUAAAUGAUGUGGUCUUUGUUGUUGAUUGCGGGAAAGCAAAAGAGUCCUCCUAUGACGCAUUGAAUAAUACUCCUUGUUUGCUUCCGUCAUGGAUCUCAAAGGCCGCUGCUCUACAGAGAAGAGGAAGAGCUGGUCGGGUUCAACCAGGCGAGUGCUACCGUCUCUAUCCAAAAUGUGUAUAUGAUGCCUUUGCAGACUACCAACUUCCAGAACUUCUAAGGACACCAUUGCAAUCACUGUGCUUGCAAAUCAAAAGUCUACAGCUUGGGAGCAUUUCGGACUUCCUUUCUAGAGCUUUGCAAUCACCAGAGUUAUUAUCUGUUCAAAAUGCUGUUGAGUAUUUGAAAAUAAUUGGAGCACUGGAUGCGAAGGAAAAUCUUACUAUUCUAGGACACCACUUGUCAAUGCUUCCUGUGGAGCCUAAGCUAGGAAAGAUGCUGAUUUUGGGUGCUAUGUUCCAUUGCCUAGAUCCAAUAGUAACUAUCGUUGCUGGUUUGAGUGUCAGAGAUCCAUUUCUUAUGCCACUUGAUAAGAAAGAUCUCGCAGAAUCUGCAAAAUCCCAGUUUGCUGGCCGAUAUUAUAGUGACCAUCUUACAGUGGUGCGAGCCUAUGAAGGCUGGAAAGAAGCUGAAAGGGAACAAGCUGGAUAUGAAUACUGCUGGAAUAAUUUUCUUUCUGCUCAAACACUGAAAGCUAUUGAUUCCCUGCGAAAGCAGUUCCUUUCUUUGCUUAUGGAUACAGGCUUGUUUAGUAACGAUCAAAAUACCUGCAAUGCGUGGAGCCAUGAUGAGCACUUAGUCAGAGCAGUUAUCUGCGCAGGACUUCACCCUGGAAUUUGCUCGGUUAUGAACAAGGAAAAAUCAGUUUCAUUGAAGACAAUGGAGGAUGGUCCUGUCCUUCUAUAUUCGAACUCUGUCAAUGGUAAAGAAUCAAGCAUCCCCUAUCCAUGGUUAGUUUUCAAUGAGAAGGUGAAAGUAAACACAGUUUUUCUGCGCGAUUCAACGGGAAUAUCUGAUUCCAUACUUCUCCUGUUUGGUGGAAACAUAUCUAAAGGAGGGCUGGAUGGGCACUUGAAAAUGUUGGGAGGAUAUUUGGAGUUUUUCAUGACACCUGCCUUAGCAGAAAUAUAUCUUACCAUAAAGAGAGAGUUUGAUGAGCUAAUUCAGACAAAACUUCUGAAUCCUAAGAUGGAUAUCCAUUGUUUUCAAGAGCUGCUAUCAGCAGUGCGGUUGCUUGUAUCAGAGGAUCGAUGUGAGGGUAGGUUUGUGUUAAACAGGCAAAUCAUAAGACCGUCAACAAAUUUUUUAACAUCCUCAACACCUCCACCACCAGCACCAGCACCAGGAGCGAUUUCCAGAAAUGGAAGUGGACCCGGGGGUGAUAAUUCCAAGAGCCAACUUCAAACAUUGGUGACCAGAGCGGGUCAUGAGGCUCCUCUUUACAAGACAAAACAAGUAAGAAACAUUCAGUUUCAAUCCACAGUAGAGUUCAAUGGAAUGGAAUUUGUUGGACAGCCUUGCAAUAACAAGAAGCUUGCAGAGAAAGAUGCUGCAGCAGAGGCUUUGCAGUGGUUAAUGGGUGGAAAGCAAUCAAGACCUGAAGAUAUUGAACGCAUGUCUGCACUGCUAAAACCAAGCAAGAACAAAAAGCAGCAUAGAUAAAACAUGAUAUACCUCCUGAAGUGAAAUUGUUGGGUCUCACUUGGAACUCCUUGUAGCCUAAAUGUUGUUGACUUGUAUAUUGUGAUAGGGAAACAACAGCCUCAUUGGUCAAAAGGAAAAUUUUGAUGGGUUGGCAUAGUGGAUCUGUCAAAUCCAGUCCUCGGGAGCUCUGCAGUACUUUAGCUGUAUGAAUAAGUGAAGUUCCAAAAGCAGAGGAAUCCAGUGAUGCUACACAACUUGAGAGGGAAACAGAAUAUGGUGACAGGGAUGCUGGAUCAGAGAACGGUAAUAUUCUUUUUUUAAUGCAGAAGGGGAUCACAUUGAUUCUAACUCCAAUCGUGUUCAUUUUUGGUUACCUGCAUGCAUAUCUGGACAAGUCGGGUCAGAGUAAUCCAUUGAUAAACUAUCUUUUUGUAAAUCCUCAAAACAUCUUUGUGCUUUAGUUUAGAUUUUUAUGUAGGUCUUAUCUAUAUUUGUUUAUGUCAAAUUGUCUUGGAUUCAGGGAGAUCUAUGUUUUUCUUUGUUGAUUAGUAGAAGAUUUCUGACACACCAACAUGUGAUAAUGCCCUAAGAAACAGGUAGGCAAAGGUAAGGAAAGACAGGAUGGCACAAGCUUGUCGUUUCUUCUCCUUGUUUUUUUACUGUUGUGAUUUCAGUGUACUGUAUGAGAGAUCUAAUCCUUGUUAAACAAUCAGUGUUGGAUAGUCAAACAAUGAGAGUCAUUGGUUGUGUAGUAAGACAAAUAUGGAUCCACACUGAUUACAUGUUUGUGUUCCCUUUUCUUACUGCAACUUUAUCCUCAUGGUUUGAAUACUAGUUGAUGCAGAUCAACUUAUACCUUA